Molecule: messenger RNA, 2499 nt
Organism: Limanda limanda (common dab)
Lineage: Eukaryota; Metazoa; Chordata; Actinopteri; Pleuronectiformes; Pleuronectidae
Gene: spock3
Product: SPARC (osteonectin), cwcv and kazal like domains proteoglycan 3
Exons: 11
Coding region: 78-1250 (390 amino acids)
Molecular function (GO): calcium ion binding; protein binding
Source: RefSeq, a predicted model, not a curated record
AUAGCGAGCUGCUAUUACCAGUGACAGAAAGCGGCAGCGAGCUCAUCCAGUCUGGAGAGCAGCUGAAGCGAGACAAGAUGCUGAGCGUCGCCCUGCUGUGUGUGUGCGCCCUUGGACUCGUCUGCGCUCGCUCCGACAGCGGCAAUUUCUUGGAUGAUAAGUGGCUCGCCGGGAGAUGGGACAAAUUCCGGGAUGAGCCUGGAACGUGGUCUCCAACCAAGUCCUUCGAUCAAGGCCUUGAUCCAGCCAAGGACCCCUGUCUGAAAAUCAAAUGCAGUCGCCACAAGGUGUGUGUUGCAGAGGAUUACAAGACGGCCACUUGUGUCAGCCAGAGGAGAGUUAGUGUUAAAGAUGCCAAUUUGUACCACAGUCCGGGGUCAAAGUGCACGCCCUGCCCCGUGGUCCAUCCUUCACCCGUCUGUGGAACCGAUGGCCACUCCUACUCCACCAAGUGUAAGUUGGACUACCAGGCGUGCAUCACAGGAAAGAAGAUCGCUGUCAAGUGCCCCGGCAUGUGUCCCUGCCCCGCUCAGCCCGAACUGAGCUCUGCGGAGAAGAAAGUGUGCAGUGAGUCGGACCUAAAGGAGGUGGUGAGCCGUCUGAGGGACUGGUUCAGAGUUCUGCACGAUAACGGCAACCACAAGAGAGUCAAGAUUCAGAAGCCGGAGAAGAACAAGUUUGAGGUCGGGGCGUCACCUAUUUGCAAAGACCCUCUGGGCUGGAUGUUCUCGCGCUUGGACACAAACUUCAACCUCCAGCUCGACCAGCCAGAGAUCAAGAGCCUGUACCUGGACCGGAACGAGCCGUGCUCCGAUGCGUUCUUUAGGUCCUGCGACACACAUGCGGACAAAGUCAUCACCAGCUCCGAGUGGUGCACGUGCUUCCAGAGGUUCACAGAUUCUCCUUGUAAAGCAGAGCUGUCCAGCAUCAACAAAAAGCAAGCGGGGAAGAAGCUUCUCGGUCAGUACCUGCCUUCCUGUGAUGAGGAUGGUUACUACAGGUCCCACCAGUGUCACAGCAGCAGCGGACAGUGCUGGUGUGUGGAUCACUAUGGCAACGAGGCGGCGGGUUCACGCACCCAUGGCCCUGCAGACUGCGGCGUGAUUCUGGAGUCCUCUGGCGACCCCGGCAGUGGAGACUCGCUCUUCACAGACGACGAUGAGGAUUCGUUUGUCCUCAAUGACCAGGCCGGGAUGGACGAUGAGGACGAUGAAGACGAGGACGAUGACGACGAAGAAUAUCUGUCGUAAUUUUAAAAGAACAAAACAGAAAACAAAAAAAAAAACUGUUACUGUUUCUUUUUGUUUGUUUGUUUGUUUGUUUGUUUGUUUGUCAAACUGCACGUUUCUAGGUGACUCCCCCAGGCAGAUACUUAAUCGUACUAACAGCCUAUGGACUACUCUCUGUGUAUCGUUUGUUCAUACGUUAAAAAAGAAAAAACAGUACUUAUGGCAAACGUUAAUGAUUUUUUUUCCCUCUUGUCUUAAGUAUACAUUUGAUUGGCUUAUGGCACUUGUUCACUUGUUUGCCAGCCGACCAGAGAAAAAGACGAGGACUAUUUCGACAACCACUCCAGCGCUUUGGAUUUGGUCACUUGUGCAAAGACUUGUCCCAUCAUUGGACGAUCCAUGUACUCUAUUGUGUCCCGUCUUUGUGCAGCACUCCGGCGCCUGAGUGUGUUGACACCAGAGGCGCAAUGUUAAAGAGAUUUCCCCCCUUCUUCAUCCUCUUCAUCCUCUUCCUCCACCCGUUUUCUCCUUAUCAAAUGUUCCUGUGUAUAGGUGGGAUGUUCAUGAUGUAGAUAAGAGAAUAUUGCACUCUAGGUUUAUUUCCAUCUUGAUUUGUAACUGUGACUGUAACUGUGUGAAAAAAACAAGAUAAGAGUUAGACAUGCUUCAUUAGGGGAAAUAAGGCAAGACAAAAAAAAAGAAAAACACAGUGUGAGCUGGAUAACGAUCAGAACCGACAUGCGAGCUGUUUUCACCGAGGCACAAAUCAAGUCAAAUCAUCUCAAAGCUCUCAGCAACGAGGACAGACAAAUUCACUGCUUGGUCGGUGGUGUUGUGGGUGGGGGGGGGGGAGGCGGGAAAUGUCAUUAUUAUCUAUUUUUCUAAUCCACCGUUGGAUGCAAACAGAAGAUGAAACAGAUUUGUCGUAGCGCGUCUCACACUGCGCGACGUCGUAGAAACCCAGAGGCUCAACUGUAAAAAUUAGAACGAGGCUUGAGGUCGGAAAAAAGAUAAAGCUACAUUCAUAAUUCAUAUCGUCCUAAACUGCUUGAGCCAGACAUCUGUGUGAUGAACAUGUCGACUGACUUUCAAUGCGUUGGUGGAAGGAGGCGCCUCGAAGUAACUGUGUCCCAAGAAGACACAGUGGUUUGUUUUUCUUUCUCAUUUUCAGAGAAUUCCUUUGAAUUGAGCACGCGGUGACAGAACAAAUCUCUUUGCACAGAAAUCAAAAAAACCGCACAGCCGUGCGGACCUGUUGAUGGCGCCUGGC